AUCCUAUUCUUCCAACAACUGUUCAAGAACGAUUUUCGUAAUUCUUAAGCGUUCUUUAAUUUCAUCGAAAGGCUUAAUAAUGUCUCUGAUUCCUAGAGGAAGUAUCUUCGAUCCGUUCUCUCUUGAUGUUUGGGAUCCUUUCAAGGCCUUCCCUCUCCCUUCUUCGUCCUCUUCACUGACCUCUCGUUUUCCUCAAGAAACCUCUGCUUUUGUCAAAACUCGUGUUGACUGGAAGGAAACUCCAGAAGCUCACGUGUUCAAGGCCGAUCUUCCAGGGCUAAAGAAGGAGGAAGUGAAGGUGGAGAUCGAAGACGACAGGGUGCUUCAAAUCAGUGGGCAGAGGAAUAUAGAGAAGGAAGACAAGAACGACACGUGGCACCGUGUGGAACGUAGCAGUGGCCAGUUCUCGAGGAGGUUCAGGCUGCCGGAGAAUGUGAAGAUGGAUCAGGUUAAAGCUUCCAUGGAGAAUGGAGUUCUUACUGUUACUGUUCCUAAAGUGGAGAUGAAGAAAACUAUUGUGAAGACCAUCCAGAUUUCUGACUGAAAUUAAAAAUGGCAUGCGUGUCUCUGUCUUGCGAAUGUGUUUGGGUAAUCGAGAAAUUGUCUAUGAAUAAUGUGAUGUUUGUUUUCGUCUUGUGAAAGCUUAAUCUGUUUGUGAAUGAAACUUUCUUGAGUUUCAUAUCUAA
Mangifera indica (mango) is the source of this 686-nucleotide messenger RNA. Its product is annotated as 18.1 kDa class I heat shock protein-like. Gene Ontology annotation, biological process: response to salt stress; response to heat; protein complex oligomerization. The transcript has a single exon. NCBI's taxonomy places the organism in Eukaryota, Viridiplantae, Streptophyta, Magnoliopsida, Sapindales, Anacardiaceae. The coding region runs from base 80 to 544 and encodes 154 amino acids. The record is from RefSeq and is a predicted model, not a curated record.